AAUAGGUCAGUUUAAUAUUGGACGUCAUACUUUAAGUGUGUUAUAACUGGAAUAAAUUUUGUCUGAUAAAACUGAAUACAAUUCGAUAAGAAUAUCACUUUAAGAUGCCACUAGCUACAGCAAAAGUUAAUGGAAUGAUUAAUGGUAUGACAUUGCCCAACAAUGUUAUAGACGAUCAAGUCUUUUUAUACACUUCUGAAUCCGUUGGCGAAGGUCAUCCAGAUAAGAUUUGUGAUCAAAUAAGUGAUGCAAUUUUAGAUGCACACUUGCGUCAAGAUCCAAAUGCUAAGGUUGCUUGUGAGACUGUUACAAAAACUGGUAUGAUUUUACUUUGCGGAGAAAUAACAUCUAAUGCAGUCGUGGAUUAUCAAAAUGUAGUACGCAAUACUGUUAAGGAAAUUGGUUACGAUGACAGUUCCAAAGGUUUUGAUUAUAAAACAUGUAAUGUAUUGUUAGCCUUAGAUCAGCAAUCCCCGGAAAUAGCUGCAGGCGUACAUGCUAAUCGUCCUGAUGAGGAAAUUGGUGCUGGUGAUCAGGGCAUUAUGUUCGGCUAUGCUACUGAUGAAACUGAUGAAUGUAUGCCUUUAACAGUAAUUUUAGCACAUAACUUAAACAAACGUAUUGCUGAAUUACGUCGUUCUGGUGAAUUGGAUUGGGCACGUCCUGACUCUAAGACACAGGUUACAUGCGAGUAUCAUUUUCGUAAUGGUGCUGCCAUACCAUUACGUGUGCAGGCUGUCGUUGUAUCGGUCCAACAUUCUGAGCAUAUAUCUUUAGAUGACUUACGUGCACAGGUUCUCGAAAAGGUGAUUAAACAUGUAAUACCACCUAUGUACUUUGAUGCUAAUACAAUAAUACAUAUUAAUCCAUGCGGUAAAUUUGUUAUUGGCGGCCCGAUGGGUGAUGCUGGUCUCACUGGACGUAAAAUAAUUGUAGACACCUAUGGUGGUUGGGGCGCACAUGGUGGAGGAGCUUUUUCGGGUAAAGAUUUCACAAAAGUAGAUAGAUCGGCUGCUUAUGCUGCGCGUUGGGUAGCUAAGUCUUUGGUUAAAUCUGGUUUAUGCAAACGAUGCUUAGUUCAACUAUCAUAUGCAAUUGGUUUGGCUGAACCAUUAUCGAUUGCUGUAUUUGAUUAUGGUUCAUCGCAUAAAACUGAAUUGGAAUUACUUAAUAUUAUAAAAAAGAAUUUUGAUUUACGUCCUGGUAUGAUUGUAAAAGAUUUAAAUUUGAGACAACCAAUAUAUCAGCGAACAAGCACUUAUGGUCAUUUUGGACGUGAAGAAUUCACUUGGGAACAAGCGAAGCCCUUGGUUAUCGAUAAUAAGUAAAAAUACAUUUUCAUAUAUACAAAAAUUCGAAAAAAUUAACUUUUAGGCAUUUUAAUCUUUAAAAUAUGGCACUUCACGUUAUUAAUUUAAUUUUAAUUGCUGAAAAUAAUUGCUUUAAGCAAUAUUUUAUUACUAUUUUUAAUUAUGAAAAAAUUUUCACUUAAUUUGCUAACAGAUAUUUUUUUAAAAAUAUAUUUGUAAACAUUAAUUAAUUAUAAAAUUUUAUAAAUAAACAUAUAUAUGAUUUUGUUAGCAUGAUAAUUUUAAUAUUCAUUUGUAAUUGAUGAACGUGAAAUUGUCAUAUUAAACGAAUUAUGAUUUUAAAAUUUGAAUAUUUAAAUUUUUUAAAGUAUGAAAAUAAAUACAUAACUUUAUAAUAAUAUAUAAGUAUUUAUUUUUUGAAGUUAAAACUAUUUGUCAGAAUCA
Molecule: messenger RNA, 1754 nt
Organism: Teleopsis dalmanni
Lineage: Eukaryota; Metazoa; Arthropoda; Insecta; Diptera; Diopsidae
Product: S-adenosylmethionine synthase-like
Exons: 2
Coding region: 105-1328 (407 amino acids)
Biological process (GO): S-adenosylmethionine biosynthetic process
Cellular component (GO): cytosol
Molecular function (GO): methionine adenosyltransferase activity; ATP binding
Source: RefSeq, a predicted model, not a curated record